UGGGAGAAAGGCAGUAAAUACAUAGGAGGUGGGUGCUUCUGCAAUUGGUCGGGAGGGGGCUGGAAAUACCCAGGGUGGAGAAAGGGAGGGAUACAGAAUGUGACAAACCUGGUGGGAUUUGUUUACGGUGGGGCCUAAAUUCUAGCAACAGACCCAUGGGGUUUGUGGGUGGAAAUUCCCUAGUUUGUCAGCCCCCCCUGGACUGGGCUGGGGAAAUGUACCAGUCUCCAAUACUGGAGUCUGAACCUACUAGCCAGAGGGCAACCACCAGUGAGGCCUGGGAAAGACACCCCAUCCCAUCCAAGUGCUGGCACUGGGGAGUGUGUUGGGAUUGCUGCCAGGGGGCUGUCCCUGGAUCCUACUGGGGGCUCCGUCUCCUGUAUCAACUUCUGGCUGAUAGGUGAGUGUUGAAUGUGAAGACCCCUGGCAUCGCUGUCUGCUAGAUGGGGCGAGGGACUCUCUCUCUUUCUCCCCCCACCCUGAUGCCUCCUGGCUGCUCUGAUGGGAAGGGGGUGGGAUCCUGCCUGCCUCCCAGAGCUUCCAUGUGAUUGGCCAUCCUCCCCUGUGAACAGUGGGGUUGUCACUGGGGAACAGAGGCAGAUUGGGAGGCUCUUGCUUUUUCAGGGGCUGGUGACUUUUGAGGAGGUGGCUGUGUAUUUCACCAGUGAAGAGUGGGCUCUGCUGGACCCUGCUCAGAGAGCCCUCUACAGAGACGUCAUGCAGGAGAACUGUGAGAAUGUGACUUCACUGGGGUUUCCAGUUUCCAAACUCGAUGUCAUCUCCCAGCUGGAACGAGGGGAAGAGCCGUGGGCCCCAGAUCUCCAGGGCUCAGAGGAAGGAGAGAUCCUGAGAGGCAGUUGCAUGGCAGGUGAGGGUAUGGUGAGAGAGACCAUGGAGCAGAAGCCUCAGCAGGAAGAGGAGCAAGUGAAAGCACAUGGGGUGUUGUUGCAAAGAUGCAAAGGGAGUGUGUCCAGGAGUUGUGAGCAGGGAAAAGGCUCUCAGGGGCAGCACAGGCCAGAAAAGCGGCGGGGAAACCAGCCAGUGCAGAAAGUUGGAAUAUCUGUUAAUUACCGGGGAACUCACAAAGGCCUCAAGGAAGCCAUGGCCCACCAGAGAAUCCUGACGGGAGAGAGAAAUAACACGGGCUUUGAGUGUGGGAAAAAGUUCAGGAGGCGCUCACGUCAUCAGAGAAUCCAUGCCGGAGUGAGACCCCAUGAGUGCUGCGAGUGUGCGAAAACCUUCACUGAGCACUCACGCCUUUUAAGCCAUCAGAGGAGCCACACAGGCGAGAAACCCUAUAAAUGCUGUGAGUGUGGGAGAACCUUUGCUCGGAGCUCAACCCUUAUUACACAUCAGAAGAGCCACACAGGAGAGAAACCCUACGAAUGCCGUGAGUGCGGGAAAACCUUCGCUCAGAGCUCACAUCUUAUUCGCCAUCAGAGGAGCCACACAGGGGAGAAACCCUAUAAAUGCCGUGAGUGCGGGAGAACCUUUGCUCGGAGCUCAACUCUUAUUACACAUCAGAGGAGCCACACAGGAGAGAAACCCUACGAAUGCCGUGAGUGCGGGAAAACCUUUGGUCAGCUCUCAGGCCUUAUUACACAUGAGAGAAUCCACACAGGGGAGAAACCCUAUAAAUGCCAUGAGUGCGGGAAAACCUUUGUUCACUCCUCACACCUUGUUACACAUCAGAGAAUCCACACAGGGGAGAAACCCUACGAAUGCUGUGAGUGCGGGAAAACCUUCGCUCGGACCUCACACCUUAUUGCACAUCAGAGGAGGCAUACAGGAGAGAAACCCUACGAAUGCCGAGAGUGCGGGAAAACCUUUGCUCAGCUCUCAGGCCUUAUUACACAUGAGAGAAUCCACACAGGAGAGAAACCCUAUAAAUGCUGUGAGUGUGGGAAAACCUUUGCUCAGAGCUCACACCUUAUUGUACAUCAGAAGAGCCACACUGGAGAGAAAUCUUAUGAAUGCCGUGAGUGUGGAAAAACCUUUGCUCGGAGCUCAAACCUUAUUACACAUCAGAGGAACCACACGGGAGAGAAAAUCCUGUAAAUGCUGUGUGUGUGGGAAAUUCUUCCAUCACAACUCUUCUCUUAUUUAUCACCAGAGAAACUGCAAGGGAGAUAAACACCAUGAAAAUCUUGUCUGGGUCUCAGAAAAGGUUUUUUUUUCCUUUUGCUAAUUCCCAAGUAGUGAACUUUAAGGCAGCAUUUAUGGUGUCUCUGCUCCUUCACGUGAGUUGCCGGCUUUUCCCUUUUGCAGCUCACCCUUCCUUGGAGUGAAGCCUACAGUGUUUUUCAUCAGCUCCUUUGUUCUGCGUCAUGGAAGUGUGCGUCCCUCCAGGAAUGUCCGUCAGCCCCAGGUGGGGGAACCAGGAGUGACCUUUACUAGGUACAUGGAGGUUAAAUCUACCUGGGCCUUGACCCAACUAGGGUUUUCCAUGGAGUUAGCUAGACUGAAUUAGGGAUCCUGAUAUAAAAACACAGCUGUUUUUUUUCAGUGAAGAAAAUAGCCCAUAUAGCGGCCAGGAAAAUGUAGCAAAUUUCCUCACCACUGGACACAGCCUCCAUCACUUUUCCUAGUCUAACCAAAUUUGGAGCAUCACGUUUAUACUUUUCCUCCCAGUGAUUGUUAGUCACUAGGACAGAUUGCCUCAUUCCCAGUUGUUCCCACGUUGCACUGGGUUCUGCUGAAAAGCGGUUGGGUUUAGUACCAUUUUUCUCAAUGUAAAUAUAACAGAGGAGGAGCAGGGACAGAGGGUGUGACAAAGUGGGGAUUUUCCCUUGUUAUGUUGUAUGUGAGUCUUA
This is a messenger RNA of Chelonoidis abingdonii (Abingdon island giant tortoise), 2813 nucleotides long. The record is from RefSeq and is a predicted model, not a curated record. NCBI's taxonomy places the organism in Eukaryota, Metazoa, Chordata, Testudines, Testudinidae.